Sordaria macrospora k-hell is the source of this 1566-nucleotide messenger RNA. RefSeq lists its product as uncharacterized. Gene Ontology annotation, cellular component: membrane. Lineage: Eukaryota; Fungi; Ascomycota; Sordariomycetes; Sordariales; Sordariaceae. Gene Ontology annotation, biological process: transmembrane transport; carbohydrate transport. Gene Ontology annotation, molecular function: carbohydrate:proton symporter activity. The record is from RefSeq and is a predicted model, not a curated record.
AUGAACGGAAUCAAGGGCUUAGGUCUGGGCUUAUCUAAAGCCUCGUGGCGCUUGCAUUCUCUUUGUCUGUUGCUUGCUCUUGGCUCAUUUGUUUGGGGAUACAAUGUUGGCGUUCUCGCCUCCGUCCUCGCUCAUCCCGGCUUCCGCGAGACCAUUCCCGGCUAUGGCCCGUACAGGCGUGGACUCAUCACGGCCAUCUACUACCUCGGCACAUGGCUGAGUUAUGUAUUCUUUUCCCGCCCCGCCGCGGACCUGCUCGGCCGUCGCUAUGCUGCCAUGGUGGGCAUGUCCGUGUUAUGUGUAGGUCAGGCACUUCAGGCAGCUGCUUCGGGGUCGGUGGCGCUUAGUAUGGUGAUAUGUGGUCGGGUUGUUUCUGGUAUGGGCACUGGUAUCGUCUCGACGAGUGUGCCGUUGUAUCAAAGUGAAAUUGCCCCGGCCAAACAACGAGGCAAACUGGUUGUUUUGAACCAUGUCGGGUUUGUAGCUGGACUUGCUUCGGGCUUCUGGGUGGGCUACGCCAUAACCUUUUGGAGCGACACGUACGGCUACCAGAGCGGCUGGCGCUUCUCCGUCUCCCUCUCCUUCAUCCCGGCCCUGCUCUUCCUCACCGGGCUCCCCUUCCUAUACGAAUCUCCCCGGUGGCUCGUCGAGCACGGUCGCGUCGACGAAGCCCUCAAAGCCCUGAAAUUCUAUCGCGAAGGCUCCUUCACUCCUUCGCAGAUCCAGGAUGAACUGACUGACAUCAAGCGCAACGUAUCCGCCUACCAGGCCACAAGCUUGAAGAAAUGGACCGCCCUGUUCACCAAACCCAGCUUGUUCUCGCGACUCUGGCGAGCGACGCUGCUGCACUUCAUGGCGCAGAUGUGCGGCGCCACGGCGAUGAAGUAUUACCUGCCGGACCUGUUUAGGGUGUUGGGACUGAGCCCAAGGACUUCACUGCUGGCGGGCGGGAUCGAAAGUACCCUCAAGAUCGGGUGCACGGUGUUGGAGAUGUUUGUUAUUGACAAGGUGGGGAGAAGGGUGACGUUGGCUGUUGGGGCGGCGAUUAUGGCUUUUGCUUUGUUGAUUAACGGCGCCCUCCCCCUAGCUUACCCCAACAACACCAACCGCGCCGCAGACUACACCUGCGUCGUCUUCAUCUUCAUCUACUCACUCGGCUACAGCAUGGGAUUCGGACCGGCAGCUUGGGUCUACGGAUCUGAGAUCUUCCCUACUGCCGCUCGCGCGCGUGGGUUGAGCUUCGCUGCUUCUGGCGGGGCUGUGGGCUCGAUCAUUGUCUCUCAGCUGUGGCCUAUCGGUAUUGCUGAGCUUGGGUCCAAGAUUUACUUCUUCUUUAUGGCGGUGGACUUGGUGUGCGUACCGAUCAUCUUCUUGCUUUACCCGGAGACCAAGGGCCGUCCACUGGAAGAUAUGGAGGUGUUGUUUGGUGGGUAUGAGGGGAGGACGCCGUCGACUACGUCUUUGCUUUUGGCGGAUGAGAGGGACGAGGAUGAUGAAGAUGAGGAUGAGACGCCGGAUAGGCCUUUGUUGGGUGACGGGAGAGAUGGGAGAAGCUUGGCAAGGUAG